This is a messenger RNA of Stegodyphus dumicola, 2185 nucleotides long. Its product is annotated as nose resistant to fluoxetine protein 6-like. The record is from RefSeq and is a predicted model, not a curated record. Gene Ontology annotation, molecular function: acyltransferase activity, transferring groups other than amino-acyl groups. Lineage: Eukaryota; Metazoa; Arthropoda; Arachnida; Araneae; Eresidae.
AUUCAAAUGGAAAACCAUCAGCAGGCUUAUUAGAAGGUACGUCUACAGCUCUAGGAGAUUAUGAUGAAUGUUUAAAUGUUGUGGUUGGAGGAGGAGAGAUUACUGACACCUCAAGGACUGGGGAAUAUUGUUUACUGGAAAUCAAACCUCCUGAACCAGUCUUAAACGCUCUGAAGGAUUUCCAAGUCAAAAAGAUCGAAAACAAUUAUUCUUUGGUUACAACACGAACGUUCUUGGGAUUUCUUCGAGACAUCCGUUCAAAUCCUGAUCAUGUAAUGUUUCGCUUGGGACUUUGCAUGCCAUCCUCUUGUAGUGAAUAUGAUGUUCAAGACUUAAUUAAUCUCGCUACAAAAGACGUGGAUUUCCCAGCAAAUGUGAAACGAUGCGAAUCCAAAUCUGAUUUCGAAUAUCAGUCGCAUGAGUUCAUAAUUCUGAGCAUUUUGGCACUUUUUCUGGCAAUCAUAGUGAUAGCAACGAUAAUCAAUAUUUGUUUUGACUGCAUGAGCCCAGACAAGCCAGACCAAAAUGCAAAAUGUGCAAAGACUUUUGGAUUAUUUUCGAGGUUAUCUCUGUGCCAGAGUAUACCAAAAUUGCUGGAGUGUAACGUAGACGGUGACGCGUUUGAUGUCAUCAGAGGAAUGAAAGUCCUAACUGUCUUCUUUGCGAUAUAUAUGCAUACAUAUGGUUUGCCACAUCCAUUGCAUUUAUAUAGAUUCCGAGACACGCUGAACCUAUCGAAAUUUAUGAACGAUAUAUUGUUUGAAACAAUCGCCAAUGCAUCUGUUGGAGUGGAUACAAUAUUUUUCUUAGCUGGUUUCAUUUGCAUUUACAAUCGAUGGAGGCAGCUGAAGAGGCCUGGAGUUAUUUUGUAUAUUCUGAAAUUUAUAUUUCUAAAUUAUAUUAGAAUGGUCGCAUUACAAGUAUUAGUCAUUUGUUUAUUCUUCCUUACUCCAAUCCUUGGAUCAGGACCUCUUUGGCAAGAAUUUGUUGAAGAACCAUUAAAUAAUUGCAGUGAGAAAUGGUGGAUGAAUUUGCUUUUCAUACAGAAUUUUCUUGGCCCUUAUGAUAGCUGUCUUUACCAUACUUGGGUACUGGCAGCAAUGAUGCAAAUUUUUGUGGCAACCACAGUUGUUGUUUGGUUGAUGAAUAGGUGGCCGGUGCUAGGAAUUUUAUCUAAUGUAUUUCUUAUCCUUCUUACCAUAGUAGCUGUAGCAUCUGUAACUGCUAUAUUUGAUUACCCAGCCACAUUCGCCAUAUACUUUUACGAUUACAGAGUAUCUAAACACAUGUGGAAAAAUCUUUAUGUGCAAUCCUAUACUCACAUGGGCCCUUAUUGCAUAGGUAUGCUAGUGGCAUACUUUGUUGCUGAAAAUUCUCCUCGAAAAAUCCAAAAACAUGUGUCUUUCUUUCUGUGGUUGGCUUCAUUCGUUACGUGUUCUGCAAUAAUAUUUGGACUACAUCCUUAUCACGAUGGCCGUCCAAUGGAGAGAGGAUUAGCCAUCUUCUAUGCUGCAGUUCACAGACCUUCAUGGGCUCUGGCGAUCGGUUGGAUAGUCUAUGCAUGUGCAACAGGACACGGAGGUGUUGUAAACAGCUUCCUAUCUUGGAAGUUUUUUGUUCCUUUAGAACGCCUGUGUUACAUGGCUUACUUGUUACAUGUUCCACUGAUGUAUUACCAAGGCGGAAUUCAGAGAGAACGUGUGUAUAUGGGUCAUUAUAAUCAAAUGAUGUCUUUCUUAUCGUACGCUGUAACAAGCUUCAUUUUGUCAUUUAUCUGUUACUUAAUAUUCCAAGUACCUUACGAAGUUUUGGAAGGAUUCAUAUUCAGAAAACAAGGAGGAAGCAUUUGGCAAGUUGACCCAUCUGCUUCUUCUGAAGAAGCACUAGAAGACGCAGAAAAAACCAGUGAUAAUGGCUCAUCAACUGAGGAUAAUUCAAAGGUUUUGUAUAAUCGAUCUUCUCAAUGCGAUAAAUUUUAAUUCUGAUAUGAAAAGCGCUGGACUGAAUGUUAGAUCAAAUGACAAACAGAUUAUAACGGAGACUGAGAGUUAAGCAUCUUUUGUCAUAUAUUUCCUUUUAUCCUGUACAAUUUUGAAGAAAGAUGUAUUAUGCUUGUAUUAAAAUGUAUAAAGUAUUUAAUAGUAUCUAUGUAUAGGGGAGAAUUCCUUCAGAAAAAUAAAAUCUA